Diabrotica balteata is the source of this 1412-nucleotide messenger RNA. NCBI's taxonomy places the organism in Eukaryota, Metazoa, Arthropoda, Insecta, Coleoptera, Chrysomelidae. The record is from the annotation of a GenBank genome assembly.
AUGCCUCCGAAAAAAGGCGGUGGGCCCAAAAUUAUUGAUGGGGUUGAUACAGCUUCUAUGACCAGAGAACAAUUAGAAGCUUUCGCGCUAAGAAUAAAAGAAGAAAAUGAUAGAGAAAGGGAAGAAAGAAAUUUUUUCCAGAUGGAAAGGGACAAAAUCCGAACAUUUUGGGAGAUUACCCGAAACGAACUUGAAGAAGCUCGAGCACAAGUAAGAAAUAAAGACAGGGCUUUAGAAGAAGGAGUCGAAAAGAAUGAAGAAGAGUUAAAAUUUUUUAAACAAAAAGUGAAACAUCUUCAAUAUGAGCAUCAAAAUAAUUUAACGGAAUGCAAAGCUGAAUCACUGGUAGCAUUAAAGCAAGCACAAGAUGAACAUGCUGUUCAAGAACGAGAACUUCUGGAAGAUAAAAAAAGUUUAAAGGCCCUUAUGAGAGAACAGGAACUUAGUAACCAAGAGCAAAUCAAAUCUCUAAAAUUCAAAACAGUGAAGAAAUUAGUAAAGCUAGAAGCGAAUUUGAAACUAGAGCCAAAGAAAUGGAAAUGAAAUAUGAAAAAAAGUACGCGGAUUUAAGAUCACAUCUAAAUAAUAAGCAUGACAUGGAAAUAUCAGAAGUGGAAGAAAGAAAGAACGAACACAUUUCUAACCUCAUUAAACACCAUGAAAAAGCUUUUAACGAAAUGAAAAACUACUACAACGAUAUUACUUUAAACAAUCUUGCUCUUAUUAGUAGUCUUAAGGAUCAAAUGGAAAUUUUAAGAAAGCAGAAUGAAAGAAUGACCAAACAAGUUGCCGAUUUAACUGCAGAGAACAAACGACUGACUAACCCACUCAAAGCAGCACUUGAUCAAAUUAAAGAGUAUAAAAGACAAUUAGAAAAUUAUGAGAGAGAUAAACAAGCUUUAGCUAAUACUAAAUUAAUGUUGUCACAAAAGGUGAAAAGUUUGGAAGACCUCAGAUGGUCUUAUGAUGCAUUGGAGUUAAGAUUUGAAACACUUCAGAAAGAAAGAGAUGAACUUCAUAAUAGAUUUGUUCAAGCGGUAUUGGAGGUGCAACAGAAAACAAGUGUUAAAAAUUUGCUCUUAAACAAACGUAUUCACACUCUGACUCAGGUAGCAGAACAUCGAGAAAUUGUAAUAGCCGAACUACAAGCCGCAACAAAAACUCCUCCUCAACGAACAAACCAAAAGCUAGAAGAAAUUUUAGCGAAAAAGAAUGCCACAAUAAGCGAUUUACAAUACGAGUUAGCUAGAGUUUGUAAAGCUCACGACGAUCUUCUUGAAACAUUUGAAGAGAAACUACAGCAAUAUGGAAUUCCUAAGCAAGAACUAGGCUUUAUUCCUUUAAGAAUUAUACCAGAAGGACAAGGAGGACUUGCCACAGGGCCAGCUGGAUUAGUCACAGAAAACCGUUAA